AUGUCACUCACUUAUGCGACGGUUCCAGUCAAAGUCCAUGGCGUGAGCCUUAACCUGUCAACAAUUCACUGUCUCAAAUCUGAACCUCCUAUUCUAUUCCUGCACGGAUUCGGCUCCUGUAAGGAGGAUCUAGCUGAUUUACAACUUCAUCCAGACUUGGAGCAACAUGGCUUUAUCGCAUUCGAUGCGCCGGGCUGCGGGCAAUCAGAAAGUGAUCAGCCAUCGGCAACAGACAUUCCUUUUCUCGUUGCCACAGCAGAAGCACUCCUGGUGCACUUUAAUAUAACUCAAUUUCACUUGAUGGGUCACUCAAUGGGCGGGCUCACUGCACUUCUUCUCGCACACCACCAUCCAGACCGAGUCCUGAGCUUUGUUGAUAUCAAGGGCAAUCUUGCACCUGAAGAUUGUUUCCUUAGUCGCCAGAUCUUCACCUUUCACUCGGAUGACCCGGAAGAAUUCUUCGACCUAUUUAUUGACCGGACUCGAAAGGCGCCAUCUUUUGCUAGUCCUUUAUACUCCAGUACCCUUCGCGCGCGAGUGCGUGUCGAGGCGGUACGACCGAUCUUUGAGUCGAUGGUCCGCUUGUCAGAUGAGGAGGAUCUGUUGGGAAUGUUCCUUGGACUACCGUGCCCAAAGAUGUUUAUGUUUGGAUGGGAGAACCGGGGACUGUCUUAUCUGCCGCGGUUGAAGGAAGGGGGCGUUGAGUUGGCGGAGAUCUCGAAGAGUGGGCACUUUCCAAUGUACUCCAACCCUGUUGAGAUGUACAUGCGGAUGUCGGUAUUUCUGAACAAAAUUCGCCCCAACUAA
This is a messenger RNA of Penicillium pulvis, 807 nucleotides long. Its product is annotated as alpha/beta fold hydrolase. The record is from RefSeq and is a predicted model, not a curated record. The transcript has a single exon. Bases 1 to 807 code for a protein of 268 amino acids. Lineage: Eukaryota; Fungi; Ascomycota; Eurotiomycetes; Eurotiales; Aspergillaceae.